Molecule: messenger RNA, 1635 nt
Organism: Bicyclus anynana (squinting bush brown)
Lineage: Eukaryota; Metazoa; Arthropoda; Insecta; Lepidoptera; Nymphalidae
Product: UDP-glycosyltransferase UGT5-like
Exons: 8
Coding region: 56-1609 (517 amino acids)
Molecular function (GO): UDP-glycosyltransferase activity
Source: RefSeq, a predicted model, not a curated record
AAUAGUACAGACUGAAUAAUUCGCAGACAAUAUUCAUAUCACCCAAGUGACGGCCAUGUGUUGUUGUAAUAGUAUUGUUGUUUUGUUGACACUGGUGCUGAAUUGUUGUUAUGGAUACAAGGUGCUUGCGGUGUUCCCUAUGCCAGGGAAGAGUCAUUCCAUCCUCGGGGAAGGCUAUGUUAGGCAUUUGUUGGCUGCUGGACACGAGGUGACCUACAUAACGCCUUUCCCAGUCAAAGAUCCUCCGUCGAGACUGCGUCAAGUUGAUAUAUCAGAGAAUUUUGCAUUUAUGCGUAACAUAUUAGACGUAAGGAAGUUUAUGAGCAAAGAGUUAGACAUACAGAACUACUUCCUUGUACACAAUGUGAUGAACAGUAUGUUGUAUGACACGUACCGAAUGCCCGUCAUACAGAAGUUUAUAAAUGAUCCAAAGGAGCAAUAUGACGCUGUGGUGGUUGAAUGGUUGUAUUCGGAGUUAAGUGCUGGGUUUUCGUCAGUGUUCAAUUGUCCGUUUAUCUGGGCAUCAUCAAUGAUCCCACACACGGCGGUGCUUUCGCUGAUAGAUGGUCACGUGAACCCCGCAUACUCUGUCGACCAUUUGUCUAGAGACUACACGACCACCUUCUGGGACAGACUGUACCACUGGUAUUACAUAACAAAGCUUAGUUAUCAAAGAUGGUCGGAACGCGAUACUUACAAUGACCAAUUCAAGAACGUUUUCGGAGAGGCGAUUACCAGAAGGGGUCACAAGCUACCACAGUUUGACGAUGUCAUAUAUAAUGGAUCCCUCAUGCUGGGCAACUCUCACCCUGCGACGGGGGAUAAUGUGGCUUUGCCUGAAAACUAUAAACAUAUCGGAGGUUACCACAUCAAAGAUGUCAUUGAGCCUUUACCAAAGGAUUUGCAAAAACUGAUGGACGAGUCCAAAGAUGGAGUGAUUUAUUUCAGCAUGGGCUCUAUGCUGAAGAGCAGUGAAAUACCAGAUGAUAUCAAGAACGGAUUACUCGAAGUGUUUGGCGUACUGAAGCAAACUGUCAUUUGGAAGUUGGAACAAGUUAUUCCAAAUGUACCAAAGAACGUUCAUGUUGUCACGUGGGCACCUCAGCAAAGCAUUUUGGCGCAUCCCAAUUGCGUGCUUUUCAUCACACACGGAGGUCUCCUCUCUAUAAUGGAGACCCUCAAUACAGGAGUGCCCAUAAUUGGAAUGCCCUUCUUCGCUGACCAAUACCUCAACAUAGCAAGAGCUUCGGCCAAAGGUUUCGGGAUGCGGUUAGAUCUUGAUGAAAAAGCCCCUGAAAAAUUGAGGGUGGCCAUAAAGAAUAUGGUGGAAAAUCCAAGCUACCGUCAAAGUGCAAGGAAGUUUUCCGCCAUCUUCAAAGACAACAUUGCGUCACCAGGUCAGCAGUUGGCUUACUGGGUGGAAUACGUCAUCAGAACACAAGGAGCCUUCCACCUUCGUUCCCCAGCGCUGCAGACCAGCUGGUAUAAAAAGCUUAGCUUGGAUAUAUUUCUAGUUUUACUACUUGGUGUUAUUCUAAGCUUUAAGCUCUGUAAAUCUUUAUUAGUGGUUAUAAAAAAUGGCAGUGGUCAUAAGAAGAAAACAGCUUAAUUAAUUAAAUUUGUUUUUUAUUAAUA